Suncus etruscus (white-toothed pygmy shrew) is the source of this 939-nucleotide messenger RNA. Its product is annotated as olfactory receptor 4C15-like. Gene Ontology annotation, biological process: G protein-coupled receptor signaling pathway. Lineage: Eukaryota; Metazoa; Chordata; Mammalia; Eulipotyphla; Soricidae. Gene Ontology annotation, molecular function: G protein-coupled receptor activity; olfactory receptor activity. Gene Ontology annotation, cellular component: membrane. The record is from RefSeq and is a predicted model, not a curated record.
AUCAUGCAAAACCAAAGUUUUGUAACUGAAUUUGUCCUCCUGGGACUUUCACAAAAUCCACAUGUCCAGAAAAUUGUAUUUGUCAUAUUUCUGUUCAUCUACAUUGCGACUGUUUGUGGUAAUCUGUUGAUUGUGGUAACCAUCGUCAGUAGUCCAGCACUAAUGGGCUCCCCAAUGUACUUCUUCCUGGCUUUCUUGUCAUUCCUGGAUGCAUGUUUCUCAUCUGUUAUUGCCCCCAAAAUGAUUGUUGAUGCUCUCUAUGAGAAGAAAACCAUCUCCUUUGGAGGCUGUAUGACCCAGCUUUUUGCUGAACACUUCUUUGCUGGAGUGGAGGUGAUUGUGCUCACAGCCAUGGCUUUUGACAGAUAUGUGGCCAUCUGCAAACCUUUGCACUAUACUUCCAUCAUGAACUCAAGGCUCUGUGGCAUUCUGAUAGGGGUAGCUUGGGCAGGGGGAUUUCUGCAUUCCAUUAUUCAAAUUUUCUUUACCUCCCACCUACCCUUUUGUGGUCCCAAUAUCAUUGAUCACUUCAUGUGUGACUUGUACCCAUUACUGAAACUUGCCUGCACGGAUACUUAUAUCUUUGGCCUUUUGGUGGUGGCCAACAGUGGGUUCAUCUGCAUCCUCAUCUUCUCUAUGUUACUUGUAUCUUAUGGGGUCAUCUUGUUCUCCCUGAGAAACCACAGCUCUGAAGGACAGAAGAAAGCCCUCUCGACUUGUGGAGCUCACAUUGCUGUUGUGAUUUUGUUCUUUGUUCCAUGUAUUUUUGAGUAUGCUCGGCCUCCAUCUGCUUUCUCUUUUGACAAAACAGUAGCAAUAUUCUAUACUAUCUUAACUCCUUUUAUCAAUCCUUUGAUUUACACUUUCAGGAAUAAGGAAGUGAAAAAUGCCAUGAGGAAACUAUGGAACAGAUUAUUUGUAGUUUCAAGUGAAAAAUAA